Messenger RNA from Trichomonas vaginalis G3, 327 nucleotides. RefSeq names its product proteasome regulatory particle assembly. Bases 1 to 327 code for a protein of 108 amino acids. The record is from RefSeq and is a predicted model, not a curated record. The transcript has a single exon. NCBI's taxonomy places the organism in Eukaryota, Parabasalia, Trichomonadida, Trichomonadidae.
AUGCUUUCUGGAAAAACUGCAAUAGAGUCUGCUUAUGGUCGCGGUGUACUUGACGAGUAUUUCAUUUCUGAAGAUUAUCAAUAUCCAACUCAUAUUUCUCUUAUGAAAAUAAUAAUGAAUGAUGACGUUAAAGAAUUUAUAUCAUACAUCGAAUUAAAUUUUCCUCAGAAAGAUAGCACAUAUCAUUACCGAAUUGAAGAUUUCUUUAAUUAUUGUAGCUAUUAUGGUGCAGUUAAUUGUUUUAAGCAUUUAAGUACAAUCCAUGGCCCAACAAGGUUAUACAAUUGUCUAUAUUAUUCAUUUUUAGUGGAAAUCCAGACAUCAUGA